AUGCCUUCCUCUUCCUCCAUCGACCCUUACCAUGGCGUCGCCAGCGCCACCGACCUCGAUGCCUCCGCCGCCGUUGUGCCGUCGAUGCGGCGGGCGGGGCGCGGACGUCCCGAGGAGUUCGCCUCGUUCCUGCGCACGCAAGACGAGGUCGACGCGAUCUGCAACGAGCACGGCGUCCCCAAGGAGUUCACUGCGCGCCCCGCCGGCGAGCUGCGCGCGAACUCGAGGCCUCCACCUGGUGCCAUCUGCGUGUACUCCCGGGCGCUGGAGGCCGGGAUGCCCGUCCCGCUGCAUGGCUUCUUCCGCGAGGCGCUCGGCCACUUCGGCCUCGCGCCGACCCAGGUCACGCCCAACGGGUGGCGCAUCAUGGCAGGCUUCCUCGUCCUGUGUCGCUCCGUCGGCGUGCGGCCGUCGCUCGCAGUGUUCCGGCGCUUCUUCCUGCUGUCCAACGCCAGGCAAAGGCAAGGCUGGUACUUUUUCCGAUCCAGGGACAGGGACGGCUCCGGCUUGCGCUUCACGGGGAUGCCCCACCCGAACUGGAUCUCCUUCAAGUACUGGAAACAAGAGUUCUUCUUCCUCUCGUCGCCGGAGCCGUGGCCUUGCCCCGUGGAGUGGGGCGAGCCAUCAAAAAGCUCCUUCGCAAACCCCGUGCUCACCGGCGAGGAAAAGAAAUCAGCGGCGAAGCUUCUUCGUGCUCACGGCGGCGGCGCCGUUGAUCUAAGGACGUACCUCUGUAACGGCAACCUUGCAGCCGCCAUGACGAGCUCUGCAUUCGCAUUGCUGCCCCCGCCACCGGCGCCUUCUUCCCCUACCUGCAUGGAUCUUUCUGUCUACCACACGAGGAAGACUAUGCUGGCAGAGAAGGCAGCCGCGCAGGCGUCGCCGCCGUUAUGCGGGAAGAAGAGGAGCCUGGAGGAAACCAAUUACAAGGAGAGUCUGCACCCUGCAAUGCUGAACACGGCGCUAUCAUCCGGCGUGUGCUCGCCACCGCCAGGCUUCUCCCGGAAGACACGACGCUUCCCCAGCAGGCACGACGGAGACGGCACGGGCUGGGUGGCUACACGGGAGCAGCUCGCCCCGGCAAAGCGGGAUGCGGAGCAGGGGAAGACGAAGGCCGAGCUCGCCGAGACGGGGGCGGAGCUGUCGAAGGCGACAGCCAGGCUCGCCGCGGCGGAGGCGGAGGUGGUGCAGGCGAUGGCAGCGAAGCGGGCAGCAGAUGCGGAACAUGAGAAGGCGAGGCCCGAGCUCGCCGUGGAAGGGGCGAAGGCCAGACUAGCCGCGGCGAAGUGUGCGCUGGCGGAGGAGCUGGAGAGCGUCAAGGCGGCGGCGGUGCUCCAGCUCUUGCGCUGCGAGGAGCACGUGCGGCGGCGGGCGGAGCAUGCGCUGGAGGGCUCUAACUUUGCUUCUACUAAGUCAGGGCCCUGA
Lolium rigidum is the source of this 1425-nucleotide messenger RNA. RefSeq lists its product as uncharacterized. Lineage: Eukaryota; Viridiplantae; Streptophyta; Magnoliopsida; Poales; Poaceae. The coding region runs from base 1 to 1425 and encodes 474 amino acids. The record is from RefSeq and is a predicted model, not a curated record. The transcript has 2 exons.